AUGGGUAAAUGUAAUCUGAAUCCAUUGUAUUUAAUCAGAAGAGAUACUGAUUUAAGUAGCAUUGACGGGUGCGAUUUCAUUGUCGAUGGUUUGUUGUUGUAUGUGGAUAGUUUCAAGUUUGAUCAUUUGCAAGUCACACGUAAACGUCCAACUAUUUUUUAUUGGAAGUCAGAGAAGAUAAGGUUUCUUGAGGAUAUUUUACAAGAGAAUGGAGGAUUUGGAUGUGGAGAUGUUAAUGAACCAUAUGUUGAAGAAGAAUGUCAAGAAUAUUGGUAUAACGAGGAGGAAUCUGGUGGUGAUGAGGAUGAAUUUGAUGGUGAUGAGGAUUUAUGUGAUGAGGAUGAAGAAGAGUUUGAUGUUAAUAAAGUUAGUGUUGUAGAGGUUGAAGAUGAUGAUCAAAGGAAAUGUUGUGGUGCUCAGGGGGGUGGAAAUGGUCCACAUGAGGAUAAUAUUGGUAAAAAUGAUGUUGAAUGUAAUGGUGAUGUUAAUGAUCAUGCAUAUGAGGACGAUAUUGGGAUUGUAAAUUUGGGUGAGGAUGAUCAUAACAAACAAGUAAUUUCAGAUCAUAUUGUUGAUAAAGUUAUUGUAGAAAAGAAGAAAGAAGAUGAAUUAAUUCAUCCAAGUUUAUUGAAAGGUUUUGUCGAAGUGUUAGUUGAAUUUUCUAAAGCAAAGAAUGAUGGAGAAGGUGUGGUAGAAGGUGAAGGUGUUGAAGUUGAUUCAGAUUUAGGGAAAGCAAUAGAAGAUUGUUCAAAUAAAAAUAAAGAUGGAGAAACUGCUAAAUAA
Lactuca virosa is the source of this 783-nucleotide messenger RNA. NCBI's taxonomy places the organism in Eukaryota, Viridiplantae, Streptophyta, Magnoliopsida, Asterales, Asteraceae. The record is from the annotation of a GenBank genome assembly.